Molecule: messenger RNA, 1100 nt
Organism: Oppiella nova
Lineage: Eukaryota; Metazoa; Arthropoda; Arachnida; Sarcoptiformes; Oppiidae
Source: the annotation of a GenBank genome assembly
AUGGUAGAUUGUAAAAACACCGAGCUCAUUUAUCGCCGCGACGAUAAAAACGAUCAAAUACUGGCCUUUGAGAUCCGGGGCCUACACGUGGAACGGGUCGACCCUAACCAGUAUGUGCCAAACGCCAGGGUACUCAUGGAGACCCUGGUCAGUGACAUGAAAGGCGCGCCGUAUAAGGAUUUUCAGGACUUGGUUGGCUUCACGAUAUUUUGCUUUCCCAAUAUGAAACACCAGGAUGAUUUAAUGGCACUUCUCAUGUGGACGGUGUUCACCUUUCACCUGGAUGACUUCCUUGAGAGUCAAACAACUAAACUGCAAUAUUGGGUGAGGAUAUGGGAGCAAAAAAUAACGGCUGGCCACUCGUUUGGCACCGACUUUUUGGACCUAUGCUUUAAUGAUUUGCGCGCCCGAAUGAACAAGGUACUUUCGGAGAAAUUGAUUCUAAUGCACAAUUCAUGGUACAUGAAAUAUCUGAAUUUCCACCUUGAUACCGAUAAAGUUAAGAAUGGUGAACACGUGUUUACGUUCAAUGAGUACGAUGCACUUAGAUUCGUCGACAUUGGCUUCAUCAUAAUGCAAGUGUUUCUGUACGGACCGUCUAAGUUUGACCCUGAUGAUUAUCCCGAAAUUGUCACUGAUGACGCGUGGACCGAGUUCAACGUGUGGGCCACGAGACACUAUUACUACGUCAACGAUUUGUACUCGAGCAAAAAGGAGACCUUGCAGCACCAGGGCAAAUGUACCCUGAUCUACGUGAUCAUUUGCGAUGACAAAUGCGACGCUCAGACUGCGGCGGAUAAAUUAGUGGCCAUGAUUGCCGAAUCGUGGACCAUGGUCAAUAAGUACGGCGAUAAUCUGAGAGUACAUAAUAUACCCUUGCUACAUCAAUAUAUAACCGAUAUAAUAUGCCUGCUCAAAGGCAAUGUAUACUGGUCAUCGAUUACGCCGCGGUAUAUCAAGUUGUCUAUGUAUGACAACUACCAGCUCCAAGCGUAAUUAACUUUGACAAUUUAAAUUAUAAUUUGUAACGGUUAGUUUCCCUCAAAUAUUUUUUGUAUCCAGUAAUUAUGACCAUUAGUAAUUAUAAUGUGUAUUGGGCG